UGUAAAAGAAUUGAAAAUGUUCUCUUCUUUAAAAAGAGCUAAUUAUAACGUAAUUGAGGAAGUUGAGGACGAAAACGAGCCUGGAACUCUAAAAAGUAUGGAACUCGGCAGAGUUACCGAUAUAAAAUUAAUCGAGGAGGAGGAGGUUGAGGAGGAAUGUCAUCAACAUUUUGAAUCAUCAGCACCUCCUAUUCAUCACGGUGUUGCUGUUUCUUUUAGUGGUAAAGGAGAUGCAGAAUUGCAAGCUUCUAGUGAUCCAGCUGCUGAAUGGGAUCAUAUUAAAGACGUUGACCAGUUUUUUGCCUACAUCUACGAGUAUUACCAACAACGGGGCCUUACUUGCAUUGCCCUCCGUUCUUUAUUUUCUCUUUUACGUUUUGCAUUUGUUGUUCUCUUUUCUACAUUUUUGGUCAAUUGUGUUGACUACGAUAAUGCUUUCAUUCCCCGUUGCUAUGCCCGCAUAAAUCCUUUAAUGUCACUGGCGCUGUUUUUAGCUGCCCUUUUUUGGUUGGCACAUCUUUUUCGAAUUUUUUGUCGACUUGUACAGUUUUCUGAGAUUCGGCGAUUUUUUAUUAGUCAAUUGGAGAUUGCUGAUUCUGAAAUGCAAAAUUUGACAUGGGCACAGGUCGUUGAACGUUUGUGUGGUGUCCAAAAAAGAUUACAUUUAAUCGUCAACCGUGAGGCUAUCACUCCUUUGGAUGUUUGCCAACGGAUUUUACGACACAAAAAUUAUUUUGUGGCGCUUGUAUAUUAUAAUAUUCUCCCUCCAAGAAUUCGUCUUCCCUUCUUUGGACAUGUCCAUUAUUUAUCAAAUGGAUUGCGAUUUAAUUUGGAAUGGCUUUUAUUUUGGGGACCUUGGAGUCCUUGGAAAGGCCCUUAUGCACUUAAAGAUGAAUUUAAGGAUCCUGCAAAGUUGCCGAUGAUUGGCAAUUCGCCAACUCCAACGAACUUUAACAAUAAUGUCUAUUGCAAAUUUAAUAUUCUUCCCAUUUGUAUUUGUCUAUCAAUUACUAUUUUCAUUCUUUUCUUAUUCUGAACAUUAUCAACGUGAUCCAA
Meloidogyne enterolobii is the source of this 1056-nucleotide messenger RNA. The record is from the annotation of a GenBank genome assembly. NCBI's taxonomy places the organism in Eukaryota, Metazoa, Nematoda, Chromadorea, Rhabditida, Meloidogynidae.